Molecule: messenger RNA, 996 nt
Organism: Didymodactylos carnosus
Lineage: Eukaryota; Metazoa; Rotifera; Eurotatoria; Philodinida; Philodinidae
Source: the annotation of a GenBank genome assembly
AUGUCGGAUUCUGAAACAGAUCCAGAAGAUAGUAAUGUCAAUUAUAUUCCGUAUUCACAACGUCCAGAAUGGUCAGAUAUUGAGCCGUUGAAACAAAAUGAUGGACCAUAUUCGGUUGUUCGUAUUGCUUAUACAGAAAAAUUUUCUGAAACAUUUGAUUAUAUUCGUGCUUGUAUGCAAAAAGAUGAAAUGAGUCAACGUGCCUUAGAAUUAACAAAAGAUGCAUGUCAAUUAAAUCCAGCUAAUUAUACAGUAUGGUGUUAUAGACGAAAAUUAUUAUUUCAUUUAAAUAGUGAUUUAAAUGAAGAACUUAUUUUUAUUGGACAAUUAAUUAGAGAACAUCAAAAAAAUUAUCAAGUUUGGGAACAUCGUCGUCUUAUUGUUGAAAAAUCUCAAAUAUAUAAUAAUGAAUUACGUUUUACUAGUGAUUUACUUCGUCUUGAUUCAAAAAAUUAUCAUCCAUGGCAAUAUCGACAAUGGUUAUUAAAAACAUUUAAUUUAUGGUCAACAGAAUUAGAUUUUGUUAAUAAUAUGAUAAUUGAUGAUAUUAAAAAUAAUUCAGCAUGGAAUCAACGUUAUUUUGUUAUAUCACAAACAACAGGUUUUACUGAUGAUAUAAUUCUAAAAGAAUUAGAUUAUGUUAUGAAUAAAAUACGUUCUUAUCCUGAUAAUGAAAGUUCAUGGAAUUAUUUACGUGGUAUAGCAAGAUUACGAACAAUAAAUGAUGAUGGAAAAAUUGAACAAUUUUGUCAGCAGAUGUAUGAUGAAUAUCAACAAAAUGAAUGUCGAUUUCUCUAUGCGUAUAUGAUUGAAUUAAUCGAUUUAAAAUGUCAAGAAGAAGGAAAGAAACAAUCAGAAUGUAAUAGAUUAAUUGAAUUAUGUGAAAAACUUGCAUUACAUAUUGAUCCAAUUCGAAAACGUUAUUGGGAAAAUAUAAGAUCACGUUAUACAGAUAAACCGUUACCAAAUCAUACCAUCUCUGCUUCUGCUUCUUGA